Molecule: messenger RNA, 1014 nt
Organism: Ylistrum balloti
Lineage: Eukaryota; Metazoa; Mollusca; Bivalvia; Pectinida; Pectinidae
Product: D-aspartate oxidase-like
Exons: 10
Coding region: 1-1014 (337 amino acids)
Molecular function (GO): FAD binding; D-amino-acid oxidase activity
Source: RefSeq, a predicted model, not a curated record
AUGGUAAACAUCAUUGUGAUUGGUGCCGGGGUUGUAGGGCUAUCGUCAGCGGUCUCUAUCCAGCGGGCCUUGCCAGGGGCGACAGUGAAGGUGGUGGCCGACAAGUUCUAUGACGAAACCACAAGCUAUGGAGCGGGAGGAAUUUUCGAGCCUACCACAACAAACACCCCAGGGAUACCUUUUGAAACACUCAAACGAUGGAGUGAAACGUCUUGGAAAGCUUACUCCCGGAUGGCAACUUCCGACCUUGCCAGUAGUACCGGACACACAGUGUCACAUGGAUUCCUGUUUCAUACAACUAAGACCGAGAUACCCUUGUAUGCAGAUAUUGUGUUCUCAUUCCGACAAAUGCUAUCGGAAGAACUCAAGCGACUAGGAGUUGACACCAAAUUUAAAUAUGGAUAUGAGAUAACAACUAUCAUUACCAACAUGAGGAAAUAUCUAUCCUGGCUGAUGACGCAGUUCACAGAGAAUGGUGGUGUGGUAGAAAAAAGGAAAAUAGAAAGCUUAAGUAAAUUGUAUGGCCGUUGUGACGUGGUGGUCAACUGUUCCGGUCUUGGCAGUCGCCAGCUAUUUGGAGACAAGCUGAUAUAUCCAGUUCGUGGUCAACUCUUAAAGGUAAAGGCUCCCUGGGUGCGGGACUGGAUUGAUACAGACGCGUCGACCCACAUACUACCGAGUGAUGACUAUACUGUGCUCGGAGGUGUUAAGGAUAAAGACAACUGGUCCAUGACUCCAGAUCCUUCCGUUCGACAAGGAAUUCUGGACAGGUGUCUCCAAUUAUGGCCAGCGUUAAAGGGCGCAAAUGUAAUCGGGGAUUGGGUAGGCCUGAGACCGAUGCGGACCCCAAUCAGACUUGAGAAGGAGAUAGUUCGGCUACCUGAGGGAAUGUUGAAGGUUGUUCAUAACUACGGUCAUGGAGCCAAUGGCGUGACACUGAGCUGGGGAACAGCUGUGGAAGCCACUGAAAUGGUGAAGGAUUUUUUAUCAGAAAUACCACUACACAAACUCUAA